AUGCCAGAAACGAUCAGCGUGGGAAGAUAUCUCUUCGAAAGACUCCACCAAGCGCCCAUAGGACUCAAUUCCAUCUUUGGGGUUCCUGGUGACUUUAACUUGACAUUGCUCGAUAAGAUCGAUGAAGUUGACGGACUUCAGUGGAGAGGCAACGCCAACGAAUUGAAUGCCGCAUAUGCUGCUGAUGGGUACAGUCGUAUCAAGAGUGCCAUGGGAGAUGGUUCCGGUGGGCUCGCGGCACUUGUGACAACUUUUGGUGUGGGUGAACUUUCUGCUCUCAACGGGGUGGCGGGUGCGUAUGCUGAGCAUGUUGGAUUGGUCCAUAUUGUUGGAAUUCCCUCAAUUGCGUCUCAGCAGAAGCAAUUGUUGCUCCACCAUACGUUGGGGAACGGAAAUUUCGAUGUGUUUAGACAUAUGUCUGCUCAUAUUACUCAGACCACUGGGAUUCUUCAUGAUGAAUCGCAAGCAACUGCUGAGAUCGACCGUUGUAUCAGAGAGGCAUAUGUGAACCAGCGUCCCACCUACUUGGCAUUCCCAACCAAUAUGGUUGACGUUCAGAUUCCAAUUGAGUCGUUGGACAAACCUCUUGACUUGUCGUUGCCCAAGAAUGAUGAGGGUUCAGAAGCCGAGGUUAUCGAGAGAGUUUUGGAUAUGAUAUCCAAUGCCAAAGACCCAGUUAUCUUGGUGGAUGCUUGUGCUGCUAGACACGAUUGCACUCGUGAAGCCAAACAGCUCAUUGAGUUGACCAAAUUCAAGUUUGCUCUUACACCAAUGGCCAAGGGCUCACGCCAUAUCCACGAAGACGACGACAGAUUUGUGGGAACUUAUGUUGGAACGUUGUCUUACCCUCAAACCAAAGAGGCGGUCGAAAGCUCAGACUUGGUAUUGUCAUUGGGCGCUAUGCUCAGUGACUUCAACACUGGUUCCUUCUCUUACUCAUAUCAAACCAGCAAUGUGGUUGAGUUCCACUCCGACUAUACAAAAAUCAAGAAGGCUCAAUACCCCAAUGUCAGAAUGAAAGAGGUUUUGAACAAGAUUUUGAAGAGCUCUCAACUCAAAGAAGCCAUCAAGAACUAUAAACCUGCUGAAAUUAAAAAGGACCCUUUCCCCAAGGAAGAUGUGGAACCAGCCUCCAAACUUACCCAGCACUACUUGUGGUCUGCUCUUUCUACCUGGUUGCGUGAUGGUGAUACCAUUAUCACUGAGACUGGAACUUCGUCGUUCGGUAUCAUCCAAACCAAAUUUCCAAGAAAUGCCGUGGGUAUUUCUCAGGUGCUUUGGGGCUCGAUUGGUUACUCUGUUGGUGCUGCUUGUGGUGCUGUAAUGGCUGCUGAGGAGUUCGAUCCAAAGAAUAGAGUUAUCUUGUUUGUUGGAGACGGUUCUUUGCAAUUGACUGUUCAAGAGUUAUCGUCUAUGAUUCGCUACAAGAACAAGCCAUACAUCUUCAUUUUGAACAAUUCAGGCUAUACUAUUGAGAAACUCAUUCACGGCGAAACCGCAGAAUACAACAAUAUUCAGCCUUGGAAACACCAGAAACUCUUGGAGACUUUUGGAGGAGAGGAUAUUGAGAAUGUUCGUAUCAAUACCAUCAAAGAUUUGAACAACAUUUUUUCAAGCCCCGAGUUCGCCAAGAAUGAUAAGAUCAGAGUUAUCGAAUUAAUGCUUGAUGUGAUGGAUCUGCCUGAAAAUUUGGUCCAACAGGCAGAAUUACUGGCCAAAACUAACUCGGGUUAA
Molecule: messenger RNA, 1734 nt
Organism: Meyerozyma guilliermondii ATCC 6260
Lineage: Eukaryota; Fungi; Ascomycota; Pichiomycetes; Serinales; Debaryomycetaceae
Product: alpha-keto acid decarboxylase family protein
Exons: 1
Coding region: 1-1734 (577 amino acids)
Molecular function (GO): carboxy-lyase activity; thiamine pyrophosphate binding; magnesium ion binding
Source: RefSeq, a predicted model, not a curated record